GGGAAAAAAAUUGCGUGGGUGGGCAUAGAAAAGAUUGGAAAUGCUAAAGAGAGAUCAAAUGUUUACAUAUCGGCUGCAGCCGGAGGAGUUGGAAUCAUAGCUGGACAACUAGCCAAAGUUAAAGGUUGUCGAGUUGUCGGAAGUGUAGGCUCUGAUCAUAAGGUGAAGUUGUUGAAAGAAGAAUAUGGGUACGAUGAAGCUUUUAAUUACCGUAUAGAGACAGAUUAUGAUGCUGCACUAACCAAAUAUUUUCCGGAUGGAAUUGAUGUAUAUUUUGACAAUGUUGGUGGUAAAAUGCUUGAGGCUGUCCUUAAUCACGUCAACCAUGGAGCUCGUAUUGCACUUUGUGGAAUGAUAUCCGAGUAUAACAAGGUUUGGACAGAAAGAGAAGGAGUUAGGAAUUUAUUGAACAUGGUGGGUAAAGAAGUUAUGAUGAAAGGGUUUAUGGUGCCUUCCUAUUUUAAUCACUUUGAGGAAUUUAUAAAGGAGAUGGAAGUUCACUUGAAUGAAGGCAAAAUAAAGUCCAAGCACAAAAUCUAUAAUGGUAUUGAGAGCUUUUUGGAGAGUUUAACAUCUCUAUUUACUAGCUCCAAUGUUGGAAAAGUAAUUCUUCAAGUUACUCCUUAAAAGUAAUUCUCAGAAUGAUUAAACAAGCAAAAAUAGAUUAUAUAUUAUGCUUGUUAACUAUGCUAUUUUUUAAAUAAAAAUGUUGCAUUAAUUAUUACUUGUAUAAGAGGGUAUAUAUAUAUAUAUAUUUGUGAUGGAUUAAAAGAAAAAAUUGGUGUUUGUGAUAUAUGUUGA
This is a messenger RNA of Solanum stenotomum, 801 nucleotides long. Its product is annotated as NADPH-dependent oxidoreductase 2-alkenal reductase-like. NCBI's taxonomy places the organism in Eukaryota, Viridiplantae, Streptophyta, Magnoliopsida, Solanales, Solanaceae. Gene Ontology annotation, molecular function: 2-alkenal reductase [NAD(P)H] activity. The transcript has 4 exons. The record is from RefSeq and is a predicted model, not a curated record. Bases 295 to 627 code for a protein of 110 amino acids.